AUGUGUGAUGCUGCUUCUGCUGCUGCUGCUGCGCUGCUUCAGGUUGCACGUGCAGCACUUUCUUCGGUGUCUGGUGAUGGUUGCGAUGAUGCAUCAGUGGGAGAGGAGGCUGCUAUUUCAGCCGCCUGUACGGACGUCGCGCGGAGGCCUUUCGCCGGGGGUUCGCCUGCAGCAUCGUGGCUUCGUACGGUGUCUGAACAGCCUCUUCGCAUGCGCGAAGCUGCAGCAGCGACAGCACCUUCGAGAGAUUCAACAAUAGCCGCGGCAGCUCGCACUUCUCCGCGGCAUCUCCAGCCUGCAGCUGGAAAGAGAUUACCGACAGCAGUUCCAACGUCAGCACCAGCAGCAGACGCAGAAGCAGCAGAUGCCUCAGCGUUAGACGCGAGGGAGAACGCUAGAGAAACAUGCAAGGACGGUGCGAGGUGCAGUCCGUUUCCUCUUAUGGUGUUGUAUGCAACGCAAACUGGGAAUGCAGCCGCAGCGGCAGCAGACAUCUGGAGGGAAGUGCAGCGCAUGCUGCCGCUACAGCAGCCGCCGCUGCUGCUGCCCUUCGCUGCGGGGUGGCCUCAAGUGCUGCAGCAGCAUGCGCGCCUUAGACAGCAGCAAAAGGACGCGAAGGCUGUUCUUGUGCUUGUCGUUUCUACGACUGGAUACGGAGAUAUUCCAGAUUCGAUGAAAGACAUUUGGCGUGGCCUUUUAGAGGCGCACUUGCCCUCCGAUCACCUCUCCUGGAUUCAGUUCGCAGUUUUCGGAUUAGGCGAUCGAAGAUACGUCGAAUUCAAUUUCGCAGCCCUCAAAGUUGCUCGCCGCUUCGAGCAACUGGGAGCUCAACCGAUAUGCAGACUAGGAUUAGGCGACGAACAACACGACUUUGGAUACGAGGGGGAGCUCGAUCCUUGGCUGCUGCUGCUGCUGCAGCAGCUGCCGCAGCAAGCCCCUCACCUCUUCAGCGAUGACGCACGCGGUGUAUGGACACCUCAAUCUGCAGAGGGGGAUGUGUGGCUGCCGUCGCCGCUUUACAAGGUCGAGCUGCUGGCUCGCCAAGUUGCAUGCGACUUCGCAGCGAGAGAAGCCUCCGCAAGAAGCGCUGCAGCUACCCCCGCUACCUCCGAUUCUGUAGAUUUGAUGCCGCUGAUUCAGCGCGUAGCCUUUCUCCAAGGCCGUCUUCCUCACCAACAACUUCAGCAGCAGCACCAUCAGAAUCUCCUUUUCGCACAAGUGAUCAGCAGCAGGCGCAUCACUAGUCCCGACCAUUUUCAAGUCAUUCAACAUCUCAAGGAAGGCAAAGACGAGUUUUUCGCGUACUGCCGAGAUCAGCGGAGAGACGUUGCAGACGCGUUCUGGGAUUUCUGCAUUCAUGAGCCGCCUGCGUCUGCUGCCGACUGUACACCAACUACAACAGCAGCAGCAGCAGCUACGGCAGCGCCGCUGCUGCCCCUCGACAGACUCUGCAGCACUAUGCUGCCUUUGGAGGCAAGGAAGUAUUCUGUUGCCAACACCUCUCCACCAGUGUCGGCAGCAGUCGCAGUGCACGAGGGAUCUGUUGGCGAUCAAGCAGGGUUGGCAGCUGCAGGUGAUGCAGCUGCAGUGCCAGCAGCAGCUGCGCUGCUGCUGCUCGGAUCUGCCCUUUUUUUGGGGGGGGGCACCUCCUCGCUGCUGAAUCUACUUGUCACCGAAGAAACAGCCAACCGCAUGCGUUCUCUUGCCGCCGCAACUCUUCUUGAGCGACAGUCCAAGCAGCAGCAUGUGGUUGUGGAUCUGUGCGUGGCGCUUGUCGAGCACGAAACAUCUAAUUUGAGAAAGUGUUUUGGAGUCUGUAGCCAACACCUCCUCCAUGCCCAAGUUGGAAGUCUGCUUCCAGUGUACAUACAGCCCUCGGCGCUCCCGGCUGCAUUCUUGCAUGCCUCCUCUCGAUGGUUGCUCAUUGCCACUGGAACGGGUGUGGCACCCAUUCGUGCGCUUGUGCAGUACCGUCAUUGUGUGCAGCGAAGGCAGCAGGAAGGACCGCUACAAAAGCGGGAUUUAUUAUUUUUAGGCUUCAGAAAUGAGCAGAAAGACUUUUUAUUCGGGGAUGAGUGGUGCACGUAUGCGGCGUGGCUGCAAACGUUUGUUGCAUUUUCCCGCACGUGCAGCAGCUGGAGCAGCGCCAGCCGCAGCGCAAGCGACAACGCGAGGGCUGCGCUGUAUGGCGGAGGCUUCUUGCAGAGGCACACGGAUAUGGGCAAGGUUACCUCGCUGCUACUGGAUGCAGAGGGCUGCAUUCUGGUGUGCGGUAAUGCACACCCAAUGCCGUCUCAAGUCGAGUCUGAGCUGUUGGCGCUGUUGCAAGAGCAGGAGCAGCUGUCGCCGCAGCACGCACAGCAGCUGCUGCAAUAUAAGAAAAAACACGGGAGGUACUGGCGGGACACAUGGCAGUGA
Messenger RNA from Cyclospora cayetanensis, 2418 nucleotides. RefSeq names its product sulfite reductase [NADPH] flavoprotein alpha-component. The record is from RefSeq and is a predicted model, not a curated record. Bases 1 to 2418 code for a protein of 805 amino acids. The transcript is spliced from 9 exons. Gene Ontology annotation, molecular function: oxidoreductase activity; flavin adenine dinucleotide binding; FMN binding. Gene Ontology annotation, cellular component: cytosol. Lineage: Eukaryota; Apicomplexa; Conoidasida; Eucoccidiorida; Eimeriidae.